CGCAUAUUUGUAGGAAGCAAGUCCAUUUCCGUAAUAUAAAGUACUAUAAGACAAGUCCAAACCUUCUCUAAACUCGCUCUAACUCACCGUUUUGUUCACUAUAUUCACUCGUCUUCUCUCCAUUUACCUCUCAACAACUUCACUAUCACCGUACACAAAACAUUGUACCAACAACAAAAAAUUAACAGAGCCAUGAAAGGGUGCGAGUUAUGCAAGUUUCCGGCGAGAAUCUACUGCGAGUCGGACGACGCGAGCCUCUGCUGGAGGUGCGAUCAGAAGGUUCACGGAGCUAAUUUUCUGGUGGCGAGACACGCUCGUACUCUACUUUGUAAGACCUGCCGAUCUCCCACUCCUUGGAAAGCCUCCGGUUUUCAAUUGCUUGCCCGUACUGUUUCGUUCUGCAGCGACAGAUGCGCGAUCCGAGAUGCUGUAAAUCGUAAAGAACGACAACGGUUAGAUAAUGAUAGUAAUCAGGUUCACUGGUCUUGUCUGAGUACUCCUCCUCCGGCUGCCACCUCAUCGUCUUCGUCUAAUUCCGAUUCUUCUUCUUCUUAUUGUUCACGGAGUCAAGAUCACAAGUGUGUUAAGUCUUUGAAACGGACGCGUGAGAUCAGUUCUCCAGAUCUUCAGAAUGAUCUGAGCCGUUCAUCUUCUCGGAGACGUGACGGUGUUUCUGCUGUUGACUCCUCGUUGAAAGGGCGGAAAAAUGGAGCGGAGCGUUCCAAAUCUACGGAAAAGUUGAUGGAAUAAAAAGAAACUGAGAAUAGUUGCCGUACGAUUCGAAGAAAUGGUGAAUUUACCGAUAGUUUUAGAUUUGACAAUUUCUAACACAGUACUGAUAUUAGUUUGAUCUAGCCCUGUAUUUAAGUUGAGCUUUGUUAGUUGGGCAUUUGGUUAAUUGUGUAUCUAAUUAGAAUUAGAAAUUGUAAUUUUUAUUCA
Messenger RNA from Mercurialis annua (annual mercury), 939 nucleotides. RefSeq names its product zinc finger protein CONSTANS-LIKE 2-like. The transcript has 2 exons. Gene Ontology annotation, molecular function: zinc ion binding. Bases 193 to 750 code for a protein of 185 amino acids. The record is from RefSeq and is a predicted model, not a curated record. NCBI's taxonomy places the organism in Eukaryota, Viridiplantae, Streptophyta, Magnoliopsida, Malpighiales, Euphorbiaceae.